Messenger RNA from Marmota flaviventris (yellow-bellied marmot), 1014 nucleotides. The record is from RefSeq and is a predicted model, not a curated record. Lineage: Eukaryota; Metazoa; Chordata; Mammalia; Rodentia; Sciuridae.
AUGGAGUCUCCCGAGACGCAGCUGCAAAGUUCCGAGGUUGUGCCCUUUGCAGAACCUCCACCCGCGGAGGGGCGGCCAACCCCGGAGGUCCUCUGCGUGGAGAGUGGCACUUCGGAAGCCUGGAGCCCUGAAGUUCAGUUCGAAGACAGGCCCUUGUCACCGAAGGAAGAGGCGCCUCUUCCGGAGCCGGAGCCCCUGGAAUGCCGCCGCCCUCGCGCGCGCUCCUUCUCCAUGCCGGCAGACCCCAUUCUAGAGGCGGCCAAGCUCCUGCAGCGGCGCCAGCAGCAGCAGCAGGCCCUUCCGCUGGGCGCGGAGAGCGGUGAGCCAGUUGAGGACGUCCUGCUUAGCCCCGGCGACUGCUGCAAGAAGCGGGUGCAGUUCGCCGACUCUUUGGGGCUGAGCCUGGCCAGCGUGAAGCACUUCAGCGAGGCUGAGGAACCACAGGUGCCUCCCGCCGUGUUUUCGCGCCUCCGCAGCUUCCCGGUGCGUGUGGAGCGUCUGGAACAGCUCGGGGACCUGUUGGCACAGGCGCCCUCCUCCCUCCCGGCGCCGCCUGCCCGACUCCGGCCUCUCUUCCAGCUCCCGGGACACAGCGUUGCAGCGGAGCGCCUGCGACAGCAGCGCGUGUGCCUGGAGUGCGUGCAGUGCUCGGCACCCUCGGGCACGGAGGUGACGGGCUCUGGUAGGGUGCUGGGCUGCCCGGGGCCCAGGGCUGUGACAGUGCGCUACACCUUUACAGAGUGGCGCACAUUCCUGGACGUGCCAGCAGAGCUGCAGCCAACAGAAGCGCGGUCGGGGGCCUCUGAACCAGGGUCUGGGGAUGCUGAGGAGGAGCCGGGCGCAGAACGCUUCCGCUUCUCGCUGUACCUACCCCCCGGCCUGCAGCCCAAGGAAGGGGAGGAUAUUUCCGUUCACUUUGCAGUCUGCUACCGCUGUGAGCAGGGCGAGUAUUGGGACAACAACGCGGGGACUAAUUACACACUGCGCUACGCGCGCCCCACGAAUCUGCUCUGA